GUGCAGAGGGUGGAGCUUUCCUGAUCCCCAGGCUGAAGGAUGGCGGCUCUUGCCCGCCUGCUGGAAUGUCUUCUCUGGCCAGCUCGCAAGCAAGAGUGGGUGGAGGAGGCAGAGGAGAGGCGCAGCUCUCCCGACGGGCCUCAGUCCCUCCUGGACGCGCCGCGAUGCGCCCAGCGGCCGCACGGGGGUGCGGCGGCGUCUUGGGGCUUGCGCUUCGGGGCGAGCGCAGUGCAAGGGUGGCGCGCACACAUGGAGGACGCGCAUUGCGCUUGGCUUGAGCUACCCGGGCUGGGCCCGGGCUGGGCUUUCUUCGCGGUCCUCGACGGCCACGGUGGGACGAGAGCCGCCCUCUUCGGUGCGCGCCACCUGCCGGGCUAUGUGCUCGAGGCGCUGGGCCCAGCGCCCGGCGAGCCCCAGGGCGUGUGCGAAGCACUGCGCCGCGCCUUUCUGAGCGCAGACGCACGCCUGCGCGCUCUCUGGCCCCGCGGCGAGCCGGGAGGCUCCACCGCCUUGGCGUUGCUGGUUUCCCCGCACUUUCUGUACCUGGCGCACUGCGGUGACUCCCGCGCGGUGCUGAGUCGCGCCGGCGCCGUGGCCUUCACCACCGAAGACCAUCGGCCCCUCCGUCCCCGGGAACGCGAGCGCAUCCAUGACGCGGGCGGCACCAUCAGCCGCCGGCGCCUCGAGGGCUCUCUGGCAGUGUCCCGAGCACUGGGAGACUUUGCCUACAAAGAGGCUCCGGGAAGGCCCCCUGAACUGCAGCUCGUUUCCGCGGAGCCUGAAGUGACCGCCCUGGCACGCCAAGCAGAGGACGAAUUCAUGCUCCUGGCCUCUGAUGGCGUGUGGGACGCGAUGUCUGGCUCUGCCGUGGCGGGACUGGUGGCAUCUCGCCUCUGCUUGGGCUUGGCCCCAGAGCUUCUCUGCGCGCAGCUGUUGGACGCGUGUCUUUGCAAGGGCAGCCUGGACAACAUGACCUGCAUCCUGGUCUGCUUCCCGGGGGCCCCCAGGCCUUGUGAGGAGGCCAUCAGGAAGGAGCUAGUGCUGGACGCAGCCCUGGGACGCAGGGUUGCAGAGCUCUGUGCCUUUGGCCAGGAGCCCCCCAGCUUGAACACAGUUUUCAGGACUCUGGCCUCUGAGGACAUCCCGGAUUUACCUCCUGGGGGAGGGCUCGACUGCAAGGCCACAGUCAUCGCUGACGCUUACUCUCAGCUCUGCCAGGCCUCAGGAGAGCGCUGGGUGAUGGGGCAGAAUGGGGCUGAGAAGCCCACUGGCACCCAUUCAAGCUCUGCCUUGGACUUGGAGGCCUGACAGCUGUCAUCCUUUAGGGACCCUCUGCCCAGCUGGGGCCUCAAUGGAAUUAAGGAAGAAAACUCCCCGUCCCCAGCUAUGCAGAC
Molecule: messenger RNA, 1394 nt
Organism: Eubalaena glacialis (North Atlantic right whale)
Lineage: Eukaryota; Metazoa; Chordata; Mammalia; Artiodactyla; Balaenidae
Gene: PPM1N
Product: protein phosphatase, Mg2+/Mn2+ dependent 1N (putative)
Exons: 5
Coding region: 40-1308 (422 amino acids)
Biological process (GO): protein dephosphorylation
Molecular function (GO): manganese ion binding; magnesium ion binding; protein serine/threonine phosphatase activity
Source: RefSeq, a predicted model, not a curated record